AUGGAAUAUGGAAUAAUAUCUAUCUAUCUAUCUAUCUAUCUAUCUAUCUAUCUAUCUAUCUAUCUAUCUAUCUAUCUCAGUCUGAUGAUUAUCUAUCUAUCUAUAUCUAUCUAUCUAUCUAUCUAUCUAUCUAUCUAUCUAUAUUUAUCUCUCUCUCUCUCUCUAUAUAUAUAUAUAUAUAUAUAUAUAUAUAUAUAUAUUGUAGAGGACCGGGGCCAGUUUCUAUCUAUCUAUCUAUCUAUUAAAGACAUUUUUAUGUUUAACAUAAGAAAAUAUUAUCUAUCUAUCUCAAUCACAUUAUCUAUUAUCUAUUUCUAUCUAUCUAUCUAUCUAUCUAAAUCUAUCUAUCUAUUAAAGACAUUUUAUACAUUUUUUAUGUUUAACAUUCUUUUUAUAAGAAAUCUAUCUAUCUAUCUAUUCAAUUCUAUCUAUCUAUCUAUCUAUCUAUCUAUCUAUCUAUUAAAGACAUUUUUAUUUAAUACUUUUUUAAAGAAAUCUAUCUAUCUAUCUAUCUCAAUAUCUAUCUAUCUAUCUAUCUAUCUAUUAUCUAUAUUAAAGACAUUUUUAUACAUUUUUAUGUUUAACAUUCUUUUUAUAAGAAAUCUAUCUAUCUAUCUAUCUAUCUCAAUCACUCUAUCUAUCUAUCUAUCUAUCUAUCUAUCUAUUAAAGACAUUUUUAUAAAUCUAUCUAUCUAUCUCACUCUAUCUAUCUAUCUAUCUAUCUAUCUAUCUAUCUAUCUAUCUAUCUAUUAA
Acanthosepion pharaonis is the source of this 753-nucleotide messenger RNA. Lineage: Eukaryota; Metazoa; Mollusca; Cephalopoda; Sepiida; Sepiidae. The record is from the annotation of a GenBank genome assembly.